Acaulospora colombiana is the source of this 141-nucleotide messenger RNA. The record is from the annotation of a GenBank genome assembly. Lineage: Eukaryota; Fungi; Glomeromycota; Glomeromycetes; Diversisporales; Acaulosporaceae.
AUGAUAGAUAAAAAAGAAGAGAAAACAUAUCAGCCAUUCCAAAUCCUAGUGAGCAUACAAAGAUCCAUUUCAGACCUGGUAUCUACACUUGAUGAACUAGAAGCUAAAUACUUUGAUACAUAUCUUGAAGAAUGGAAUAAA